Molecule: messenger RNA, 2546 nt
Organism: Megalops cyprinoides (Indo-Pacific tarpon)
Lineage: Eukaryota; Metazoa; Chordata; Actinopteri; Elopiformes; Megalopidae
Product: GTPase IMAP family member 8-like
Exons: 7
Coding region: 1-2433 (810 amino acids)
Biological process (GO): protein import
Cellular component (GO): membrane
Molecular function (GO): GTP binding; methyltransferase activity; 2-oxoglutarate-dependent dioxygenase activity
Source: RefSeq, a predicted model, not a curated record
AUGAAGGCACAGCAGCGACUCUACUUCCUGAGGAUCCUCAGGAAGAACAGCCUGCAGGAGAAAGUGCUGGUGUCCUGCUACCGCUUGUCCAUCGAGAGCGUGCUAACGGAUGCAAAGGAAUGGGCCAACUUCUACAACUACUUUGGCAUCACAGUGGAUACAAACACAGACAAAACCAAUGAUACUAAGCGCAAGGAAUGUUACCAAAAGCAUGUGGUUUUCGGAACUGUCGAGACCUUCGCUGCCGACCACCUUCGCCAGACGUUUGAGAUGAAGGACGUCAGGCCCGAUCGAGGCUAUCAGUGCAUCAUAAUCGAUGAGGUGGACUCCCUGCUGCUGGACCAGGGAGUACAGCUGACCUACCUGUCCAGCAACAUGGUCUCCAUGCAGCACCUCAACGUUAUUCUCGCUAUGAUCUGGGGCCAUGUCAACCAGUACGGGUUACUGUCCACAGGAAUACAGACAUUUGUACGAGAAGAAAUUCUUAUCAACCCCAUUGCAGAAUGCAUCAAGGAGAAGCUGCAGUUCACUCCCUGUGAAAAUGAUAACAGCAAAAUCAGCAUCCCUGGAUUCCUGAGAAAUCUGGUGGAGAACAAAGUGUCAACAUGGGUUCAGAAUGCCUUCCUAGCCAUGUCACUGAAGGAGGUCAUAAAGGAGAUAGCACAGUGUAUCUCCCUGUCCUCCCCGGGACCCCAUGUGUCCCUGGUGAUUCUCCAGCUGGGCAGAUUCACACAGGAAGAGCAGGACACAGUGAAGAUCAUUCAGGAGACCUUCGGUGCUGAAGCAGCCAGGUACACAAUGGUGCUGUUCACUCAUGGAGACCAGCUGGAGGGAUUAACUAUCGAAGAAUAUAUUAAUGGCAGUGAAAUGCUUGGUGGGUUCAUUAGACAGUGCCAUGGUGGAUAUCAUGUCUUUAACAACGAGGAGGUGAAUAAUCGCACUCAGGUCACCGAGCUGCUGCAGAAGAUUGAUAAGAUGGUGACAGAGAAUGGAGGAAGCUGCUACACCAAUGAGAUGAGAGAGGAAGAGAGAAAGAGGAGAGAAGAAGAGAGGAUGGUGCUGCUGGGGAAAGUAGGCUGCGGGAAGAGUGCGGCAGGAAACACCAUCCUGGGCAGAGAGGACUUCCGCUCCUCCUUCUUCUUCUCCGCGGUGACGAAGAGGUGCGAGGUGAGGAGCGCGUUUGUGCACGGGCGGCUGGUGACGGUGGUGGACACCCCCGGGGUGGACUACAGGGAGGUGUCUGAGGAGGAGCUGCUCCGCUGCACGGCGAUGGCCGCGCCCCACGCCCUGCUGCUGGUCAUCCAGCUGGGCAGGUUCACCGAGGAGCACAGGGCGUCGCUGCAGAGAGUGGAGAAAGUCUUCGGAGAGACGGCCAAAGAGUUCACCAUGAUCCUCUUCACAUACGGGGACUUCUUAAAACGCGAGACAAUCGAUCACUUCAUCCGAAAGUACUGUUCUUAUUCCACAGGAAUUCACAAGGUUAAAGAUCUGAGGAUUGCCCUGGUGGGAAAGACCGGAGUGGGAAAGAGUGCAGCGGGAAACAUCAUCCUGGGGAAAAAAGCAUUUGAAUCGAAGCUCUCCCCCUCCUCUGUGACGUCACGAUGUAAGAAGCAGAGAGGGAAGGUGGAUGGGAGAGAGGUUGCCGUGGUCGACACUCCAGGCCUGUUUGAUACGAAACUCGUUAAAGAUGCUGUCAUCAAAGAGAUUGGGACAUGUAUCUGCCUGUCCUCCCCGGGACCCCAUGUGUUCCUGGUGGUGAUCCAGUUGAGCAGAUUCACACAGGAAGAGCAGGACACAGUGAAGAUCAUUCAGGAGACCUUCGGUGCUGAAGCAGCCAGGUACACAAUGGUGCUGUUCACUCAUGGAGACCAGCUGGAGGGAUUAACUAUCGAAGAAUAUAUUAAUGGCAGUGAAAUGCUCGGUGGGUUCAUUAGACAGUGCCAUGGUGGAUAUCAUGUCUUUAACAACGAGGAGGUGAAUAAUCGCACUCAGGUCACAGAGCUGCUGCAGAAGAUUGAUAAGAUGGUGACAGUGAAUGGAGGAAGCUGCUACACCAAUGAGAUGUACAAGAUGGCUGAAGAAGCGAUUGAAGAUGAGAAGAGGAGGAUUCUGAGAGAGAAUGAAGGAAAGAUACGGAGGGAGGAGGAGAAGCUGAAGGCUAAAUAUGGGGGAGGGGCUCUGGAGAAAGCCAUAGAGGAGCUUCACAAAGAGCAUGAAAGAGAAGCCAGAGACAGAGCAGAGAGGAGUAACACGUUUUUGAAGAAAGCAGGCAUUGUGUUUUCCAGUAUGGCUGCGGGUGCAGGAGCAGGAGCAGCGAUUGGUGCAGUGGGAGGCCCGGUUGGCAUAGGAAUAGGGGCAGCAGCAGGAGCAGUAGUGGGUGCAGCAUCAGCAGCAACAGGGAUUAAUAUACGAGAUAAAUGCACCACACAGUGAAAGAAGCACAGCCACGCCCUUCCUGUGAAGAGCCUUUCUCUUUUCAGUGAUUACUUCAAAUGAGAUGUUAAUGCUGGAGAUUAAUGAUUAGCAGAUUAAUAAUAUAGAACAGA